AUGGCGUCGCUGCCAUCAUCUGCGUCCCACGACCACCAUCCCAGCCGGCCUCGACCUCGCAAUGUCCAGCUAACUCGGAGUACAAGCCAUGAUCAGCCCAAGGGCACCGACCUCAAUCGACCCCUACCGCCGCCCCCAGUCAGUGCUGCGGCCGAGACAUUCGAGAUUCCUACCCUACGUCGAAAACCCCUCCCCGAAUCACCAGAUUCUAGCUCCGCAAAGCUCAACCACAGUCGGUCCUUCAGUCAUCCCUUUCCCUCCAUCUUUGGUUCCAAAAAGUCGGAGAAAAAGAGCAAGCAUGGCAUUGAUUUUGAUGGAACGCGCGAUACUCGGCACGAAGAGGGAAAUAUGAGGCAGCAAGCUGCUGAAGCUUCCGUGCCACGGGGUGACCGCCAGCCAGUAACUGGGAAGUGUAUGACCUGUGACUCUACCGUCCGAUGGCCCCAGGGACUCAAGGUGUUCCGAUGUACGACCUGCCUGACCAUCAAUGAUCUCGAGUACAGCUCGGACGCCAAAGAUGAUGCCCAGGCAUCGGCAGCUGGAUCCUCAUCCCAGCGCAAAUUCGUAUGCGUGUCCCUUGAGAGAACGAGAUCACUACUUGAUCGCUGUCUGAGACACUAUCUCGAAUCUCGCAUUGAGCACGACGGGAUUUCUUCACAUACUCACCCAAUACUAAUCGACAAUCACUCACCAGCCGAGGAUUCGUUCCUGUUGGAUGGAACCCUACCAGAAGGUGUGCUGGAGGGACAGCCCACAGAUGAACAGGACUCACCACCACCGUCGCCACAUCCUGGAAUGAAACCACCCAGCUAUGAGGAAGCCAACCUAUCUCCUCGUUACGCAAACCGAAAUCCCGGGCCAUCCUUUGUUCAAGGCCACCCAGCUGACCCCUUCAAUUCAUUACCCUCGGUCCACAACAGGCCGCAGAGCUCUAGAGGACGACAACCAUUAGAGCCUGUACACUCAAUCACGACGUCCGGCCCAAGAUCCGACGUCUUCCGUCUGGUCGAAAACUACAUUGCUGGUUGCUUUGUAGGCUGUAACACGUUAAACCAGUCUUUCCUCACCCCUCGUCCACCUCAGGAACCUAAACCCAGGUCUGGUUCAGGGACACACCAGAGGCGGCAAUUGUCCGAACCUGCUUCGGCUCCUGUACUAGAGCCUGAUGUCUUCCUAUCCGAGCUUGACGCGAAAACCCUUCUGCUUGGCGAUGUUGCGGAGAACGGAUCCUGGUGGUUAGGCGCCCCGAAUGGGCGUGCGGCUAUGUCGGUCAGAGAAUCUCAUCAUCAGCGAGAUAGGUCCCCAGAGAAGAGUCGCAGCUCUGCAAGUGGGAGACAUCCAAGAAUCAAUUGGCUCGAACUUGCCGAGUGGUAUCGCUCAUUGAUAUAUGCGGGCGAUCACUGGGAACAACGUUGGCACGAAUUGAGGCCAAAGUUGACGGAUCCAAAGGCACAGCAAUGUUGGCAGUCGACCCCUUUAGAGAGUAUCCAGCGAGACAUCAUGGAAUCCCGAAUACACUUACAGCGGAGCCUGUUGAAGAUCACGGAAAAUCUCUUGAAACGGCCAAGGCAACCGUUGAAGCGUCCUGAGGAUUGUCGAUUCUUACUGAUCCUUCUAGCUAACCCGUUAUUGACACCCUCGAGACUUGAGACAGGCAAGAUGUUUGGGGUUACAAUACCUCACCCUCCGGUACCGGCAGGAAAACAGGUUGAUGAUAGAGCCCGUGACUCACCAUCGAAACGUGUUCCAAGCGGCGGUAGACGACCAGGAAGUCUCGGCCAUCACUCUGGCAUCAUCAAGCGGAUUCUCGGCCUGAUGGCCAAUCUCUCUCAUGAAAAUCACCAGUAUCUGGUUUCAUGGUUUUCCAGAUACUCUGACGGCCACUUCCAAAGGACGGUGGAAAUGGUUGGCAGUUUCGUGAGUUACAGACUAUCCCGACAACAGAAAACCCCAGCCCACGAACUCAUCAACCCCACAGAGGGCCUCGUCCCUAGCUUCUCUGACUCUGGGAUGCACCAUGCCUCUCAAGUUCACGCCGCACUAGGGGGUCGACCUACUUCCACUUCAGCGGACAAGUCUGACGGAAAGCCGAAGCUCUCUUCGUACGGCGAAGACUGGCAAAUCCGCGUGGCCGCAAGGGUCAUGGCUCUGCUGUUCCACGCCAAUGUUGGCCAUACUGCGCGGAAGAGAGAUGCGUUUGCGGCACAGGAGCAGAGGUUACAUAGUCCAGGUCUCAAUGCCAAGUACCACGCAUACUCCCAUGGUCAGAUUAUACCCAUCAGCAACUUCUACAAUACGAUGCUGGACUAUGCCGAUCUUGUGGCCGACUUCGAAACUUGGGAGACGACCAAGACAAAGUUCACCUUCUGCCAGUAUCCCUUCUUUCUGAGCAUAUAUGCCAAAAUCCACAUCCUCGAGCACGAUGCGCGAAGACAGAUGGAAAUCAAAGCAAGAGAGGCCUUUUUUGACAGCAUCCUCAGUCGCAAAGCUGUCAGUCAGUAUCUCAUUCUCAAAGUCCGACGAGAAUGCUUGGUCGAGGACAGUCUGCGCAGCGUCUCGGAGGUUGUCGGAUCCGGCGGUAGUGACAUCAAGAAGGGCCUGCGCAUUGAUUUUCAGGGAGAAGAAGGGGUCGAUGCAGGCGGUCUUCGUAAGGAAUGGUUCCUGUUGCUGGUAAGAGAGAUAUUUGAUCCUCACCAUGGACUGUUCGUUUAUGAUGACGAUUCUCAAUACUGCUAUUUCAAUCCCUUUUGCUUUGAGUCAUCCGAGCAGUUCUUCCUGGUUGGGGUGUUGGUCGGGCUGGCCAUCUACAACUCGACUAUUUUGGAUGUGGCGUUUCCGCCGUUUGUCUUCAAGAAAAUGUUGGCUUCGGCGCCUGCAACCGGCGACAAGUUGUCGUCAAUCCCCAAAGUCGGCCACGGUUUCACCCUCGAAGACUUGGCUGAGUUUCGGCCUGCCUUGGCGCGAGGUUUCAGACAACUGCUUGAAUUUGAGGGUGAUGUCGAGGAGACAUUCUGUCGCGACUUCGUGGCUGAAAUGGACCGUUACGGUGAUAUUAUCCAGAUCCCACUGUGUCCCGGCGGCGAGAAACGAGCAGUUAACAACUCGAAUCGACGAGAAUUUGUCGACCUCUACAUCCAUUAUCUACUCGACACAGCUGUGGCGAGGCAAUACGAGCCAUUCAAGCGUGGUUUCUUCACCGUCUGUGGCGGCAAUGCGCUGUCCCUAUUCCGACCCGAAGAGAUCGAGCUUCUCGUGAGAGGCUCUGAUGAGCCACUGGACAUCGCCAGCUUGCGCGCGGUGGCAACAUACGAAGGCUGGCCUAAGCAGGAAGGACCGCCCGAAAAUCAACCCCAAGUUGUCUGGUUCUGGGACUUUUUUGCACGCGUAUCACCCGGAGAUCAACGGAAAAUCCUGAGUUUCAUCACGGCAAGCGAUCGAAUCCCAGCCAUGGGCGCCACAAACCUAGUAAUCCGUAUCCAGCUGAUCCGUGCCAAGGAGGAAAUGGAUGAAUUCGGAAGACCAACAAACAAGCCGGUGGAACGGUUCCCUAUUGCGAGAACAUGUUUCAAUACUCUGAGUCUGUAUCGAUACGCGUCGCGGGAGAAGUUGGAGGAGAAGCUCUGGAUGGCAGUGCAGGGGAGCGAGGGAUUCGGAUUGAAAUAG
This is a messenger RNA of Fonsecaea nubica, 3663 nucleotides long. RefSeq lists its product as hypothetical. Gene Ontology annotation, biological process: protein polyubiquitination. The coding region runs from base 1 to 3663 and encodes 1220 amino acids. NCBI's taxonomy places the organism in Eukaryota, Fungi, Ascomycota, Eurotiomycetes, Chaetothyriales, Herpotrichiellaceae. The record is from RefSeq and is a predicted model, not a curated record. Gene Ontology annotation, molecular function: ubiquitin protein ligase activity. The transcript has a single exon.